CUAGAUCACGAAUUCCCCAAAAUCCUUCCGUAUCCAAUUGCACAUCAUGUCCUACCUGUCGAACUUUAACGCGGAAACCGGGAAAACGAUACUGGUCGAUAUACUGAAGACGGUAAACCAGUCGGAACAUUCAAAGAAACUCGCCGAAGCCAAAGCCAACUCGGGCAAGGAGAUGAUCAAGAUGAUGCAGAACGUGUUCCCGCUGGUGAUGCAGAUCCAGAUCGAAGUCAUCAAAGAUUACGGAUUCCCCGGGAGUCGCGAGGGACUGGUUCAGUUCGAGCAGAUCAUUCGGGAGUUUGAACGAGAGGACGUCGACAUUGCCAGACUGCGGGCGCAAAUAAGAUCAAUCUAUCUACCUCCAAUUAACAUCAACAGCACGAAUGACGUGUUGAUUUAAGUGAUUCCAGAUGCUCUCAGCAAGUGCAUUCAAGACUGAAGAUUAGUUUGUACCCGUGGGAAACAUGGAGCAGCUUCUAAACGAACGUACGCUGCUGCCCAGUGGUUAAUUAACGAAUUCACAACACGGUCUAAUUUACAGUACGUGAGAAGAUCGGCCAUGAAGUAUUAAGAUAGUUAAAAGUAAUGUUAAUGUGUCGCGUAUUUUUAUUCUUUUUAAUCGUCAUAACCACAAACAGCUAUACAGCUUCCGUACUGAUAAGUGAUUUUAUUUAAUUCGUACACAAUAUAUAACAAAUAAAAAAGGGGGAAACCAAACAAUUUAAAGUAUACUGCCAAGUGGUUACAUUGUAAAAUAGAAGUCAAACAGUUUUAUUUGCGGCUCGUUUUCAUGUACGGUCCCACCACAGAGAUCC
Anopheles moucheti is the source of this 812-nucleotide messenger RNA. RefSeq names its product protein C10. The transcript has a single exon. Gene Ontology annotation, biological process: post-embryonic development. Bases 47 to 397 code for a protein of 116 amino acids. Lineage: Eukaryota; Metazoa; Arthropoda; Insecta; Diptera; Culicidae. The record is from RefSeq and is a predicted model, not a curated record.